AUGAGGGGUGGUGUAUAUAAGUCUCCGUGCCAGCAGGGGGUCACAUCUGCCUUUAAUAACCAGGAGCAAACACAGGGAACAAGUGAAACAAGGAAGAAACAAAAUGAAGCUGCUCUUGUUGUCGGUGUUGAUGUUGAACAUAUGUGGAACUGUCGCAGAUGAUGACGAGGGAUUUUCGACGUGGGGUGCACCCUGGUCACAGACAGGUGGAGGCGACAGCGGCGAGGUGACGGGCGGGUUCGGUUACCAAGGCAACAUGUACUACGGCACUGGCCAAACAGGCCAAACAGGAAACUACCAGGGUUACCCUGUCAACUACGGAAACCCGCUCAUACAGGGCUACCCUGGUAACUAUGGAAACGCAGGUAACCAAGGUUACCCCAUGUAUCCCGGGUCAUCAGGAGGACGCUCCAGCCAGGGGAGUGGCGGGGUGCAGGGUGGCUGGUACCCGGCCGUACAACCCACCAACACCUUCGUCUCCGGCGGUGUGUCUCCCAACAUCUACCACUACAUGCAGCAGGGGACUGGCAGCGUCAUGGCCGGCGGAGAUAGUUCGGCGGAAAAAUCCGCCGCCGUCUACCCACAACCUACCAUGGCUUCCAGCGAGGAACAGAAUGUAUCGCCGGUUGGGGAUUAUUAUGAUUAUAGUGACGAACAUGUGCACUCGACUGCAACCUCAGGGGGUGACUCGUAUGACAGUGGGGAAAAUGUGCCAUCGACUGCAUCAACAGGAAGUGAUUCGGACGACAGCGGGGAACAUGUGCCCGUUGCUGUAACCACAGGAGGGGACUCCGACAGCAGCGAACAUCUACCAUCGCCAACAUUUGGGGUCAUGGGAGGCGACUCUGGAGACAGUGGAGAAAAUCAAGUCCGAGUUAUCUACCCUGGACAGACAGUUGUCGUUGGUGACGGUGACAACUCUGCUGAAACUGUCCUGGGCGGCGGCAUCAACCUCACCCCAUCAGGGUGCCAGGAACUCCUAGAGAUUGUCGCCGUUGUCGACGGAUCUGACAGCAUCUCCGCCAUCGACUUCCAGACGCUGAAGCACACCCUCCUCACCAUGGUCGACCAGCUGAACAUCAACGACAACAACCAACGUUUCGGAGUCGUCCUCUACAGCACCAACAUAUCCGCCGUCAUUAAUCUCAGCGGGGACGCGGCCUAUCUCAAGCUUCAGAUCAGUCAGUUGGGCCAUCCCCGUGACGGCACAAACACUGCCGACGGCAUCAGCGCCAUGAACGACAUGUUGCAGCGGUAUGCCCGUCCUGGCGUCCCCAAGGUGGCGGUGGUCAUCACCGACGGGAUUUCGAAGAACCCUGGCGCUACCGCCCAGGCGGCCCGAGUGUCCAAGCUCCUGGGGGUCAACAUGUUUGCCGUCGGGGUGGGGCUGAAAACGGACAUCGUGGAACUUCAGUCCAUCGCUUCCGGCUCGGAUCACGUUCUGACGGUGGCACAGUUUCAGCAGUUGGACGGGCUUCUUGACCAGCUCUUCAAGCGCGUGUGUCCAGUUCAAGGAGGAUGGACCCACUGGGCUGAUUCAUACGGCGCAUGCUCAGUCUCGUGUGGGGGUGGGUCACAGGUCAUCACGCGCACCAGAACGUGCACAAACCCUGCCCCCGCAAAUGGCGGCUUGUACUGCGUGGGGGACGCCGUGGUGACGUUGGCAGGGGCUUGCAACACACACGGGUGUCCAGUUAACGGAGGAUGGAGUUUGUGGAUUGACACUGUAGCUCAGUGCUCUGUGUCAUGUGGUGGAGGAUCUCAACUUGUCACUAGAACCAGAACCUGUACAAACCCCGCCCCUGCCUAUAACGGCCUCUACUGUGUUGGACAUGACAGAGCUACAUUCACACAGGCGUGUAACACCCAGGGAUGUCCAGUUGACGGAGGUUGGAGUUUGUGGAUUGACACUGUAGCUCAGUGUUCUGUGUCAUGUGGUGGAGGAUCUCAACUUGUCACUAGAACCAGAACCUGUACAAACCCCGCCCCUGCCUAUAACGGCCUGUACUGUGUUGGAGACAACAGAGCUACAUUCACACAGGCGUGUAACACCCAGGGCUGCCCAGUUAACGGAGGAUGGAGUUUGUGGAUGGACAAUGUAGCUCAGUGCUCUGUGUCAUGUGGUGGAGGAUCUCAACUUGUCACUAGAACCAGAACCUGUACAAACCCCGCCCCUGCCUAUAACGGCCUGUACUGUGUUGGAGACGACAGAGCUACAUUCACACAGGAGUGUAACACCCAGGGCUGCCCAGUUGACGGAGGAUGGAGUGUGUGGACGGACACUGUAGCUCAGUGCUCUGUGUCAUGUGGUGGAGGAUCUCAACUUGUCACUAGAACCAGAACCUGUACAAACCCCGCCCCUGCCUAUAACGGCCUGUACUGUGUUGGAGAUGACAGAACUACAUUCACACAGGCGUGUAACACCAAGGGCUGCCCAGUUGACGGAGGUUGGAGUGUGUGGACGGACACUGUAGCUCAGUGUUCUGUGUCUUGUGGUGGAGGAUCUCAACUUGUCACUAGAACCAGAACCUGCACAAACCCCGCCCCUGCCUAUAACGGCCAGUACUGUUUUGGAGACGACAGAACUACAUUCACACAGGAGUGUAACACCAAGGGUUGCGCAAUUGACGGAGGAUGGAGUGUGUGGACGGACACUGUAGCUCAGUGUUCUGUGUCCUGCGGUGGAGGAUCUCAACUUGUCACUAGAACCAGAACCUGUACAAACCCCGCCCCUGCCUAUAACGGCCCGUACUGUGUUGGAGAUGACAAAGCUACAUUCACACAGGCGUGUAACACCCAGGGCUGCUCAGUUGACGGAGGUUGGAGUGUGUGGACGGACACUGUAGCUCAGUGUUCUGUGUCAUGUGGUGGAGGAUCCCAACUUGUCACUAGAACCAGAACCUGUACAAACCCCGCCCCUGCCUAUAACGGCCAGUACUGUGUUGGAGACGACAGAGCUACAUUCACGCAGGCUUGUAACACCCAGGGAUGCCCAGUUGACGGAGGAUGGAGUGUGUGGAUGGACACUGUAGCACAGUGUUCUGUGUCAUGUGGUGGAGGAUCUCAACUUGUCACUAGAACCAGAACCUGCACAAACCCCGCCCCUGCCUAUUACGGCCAGUACUGUGUUGGAGAUGACAGAACUACAUUCACACAGGCGUGUAACACCCAAGGCUGCCCAGUUGACGGAGGAUGGAGUUUGUGGACGGACACUGUAGCACAGUGUUCUGUGUCAUGUGGUGGAGGAUCCCAACUUGUCACCAGAACCAGAACCUGCACAAACCCCGCCCCUGCCUAUAACGGCCAGCACUGUGUUGGAGAUGACAGAGCUACAUUCACACAGGCGUGUAACACCCAAGGCUGCCCAGUUGACGGAGGUUGGAGCAAUUGGACGGACACUGUGGGCCAGUGCUCUGUGUCAUGUGGUGGAGGAUCUCAACUUGUCACUAGAACCAGAACCUGUACAAACCCCGCCCCUGCCUAUAACGGCCUCUACUGUGUUGGAGACGACAGAACUACAUUCACACAAGCGUGUAACACCCAGGGUUGCCCAGUGGACGGUGGCUGGACUGCGUGGACAGAGGCUGCAGGAGAGUGUUCGCUGACCUGUGGCGGGGGUACCCAGACGGUGGUGAGGAUGAGAAGCUGCACCAAGCCCGCCCCCAGCGCCGGGGGUAGCGACUGUGUCGGAGAACCCAGGGAGAUUGUAACACGAGCGUGCAACACACAGCAAUGUCCAGUGACGACGACAGAGAAGCCGGAUCUUGGCCUCUGCAACGACUGCAAGAUGGACAACGGUAUCGGCUACAACCCUCACCCCAGCGACUGCAACAAAUACAUUCAGUGCACGUUCGACAACAAGCAGCUGAUCAAGGUCCAGGAGAUGGAGUGUCCUCAUGGCUUAUACUGGGACCAGGACAAACUGACCUGCAACAGACCAGAGGAGGUCACGUGUCCUGCUGAGCGGUGCAAUGACCCCAUGACGACGUCCUACCCCAGCGCUACGACCUGCAGCGGAUACUGGGAGUGUGUAGGGGGCGUGUCCAAGGGCAGGUGUUGCCCCGAGGGCCAGGCCUACAGCAUUGCCGGGUACUGCGUCCCCAGCACAACGUGCAAGACUCCUUGCAAGGGGGACGGAGGUCAGGGUGCUUGCGACAAGAGGCCCGUAGCCGGUGACAGCUCUCGAUUCCAACAGUUCGCUAAAGGUCACGGAUGGAUAACCUUGACCUGCGCUCCCGGAAGUAGUUACAACUCUACUGAGUGCAGGUGCUCCAUACAAGGCGGGAUCAUUUCUCCAGACACCUGCAAACCGGAAGUUUAUCUAUCCUUCACCGACGACGUUGGCGACAAGUCCGACAGCGGAGUCUACAUUCAAAACGACGGCGUGAAGGUCCGAAACGGCGUGGGCUACUUUGACGGCAAGAGUGGUCUGAGGAUUCCCAGAUUCGCUAAUGCCGGGUUAGGCAGCACUGUGUACAUCAGAAUCAGGUACCGAGGGGAGGGAUCUGCCACCAGGAAACAGGCCUUGUUAUCUAAUGGUGACUGUGGCAAGGACAGCUCAAUCACCAUUGCCAGGGGACCAGCGUCUACGUACUUCGGUGUCCGCUCUGAGGCUAACAAGUCCGCCGGCGUGUCGGUCAGCAGCUUGAGCAAUGGAUGGAACGAGGCUUUCUUCAAGCUUGACGGUGGGAUGCUGAGCGGAAGCGUGGGAUCCUCUAUGAAACAAACCGCCCUCCUCGGUAAUGUUCAGAGAGCCAACUGUGCCAUGCAGAUCGGCAGAGGAACAAAUUACGCCAACUUCCGGGGUUACAUGGACAAUCUCACCAUCUACCUGUGUCGGCCCUGAUCACCCGAAGAAGACAUCACCACCGUUCUGAUGACAUCUUUGAAUUCCAUUUGCCAUUUUGUAGUCGAUAUAGGAUAGUUGUUGUAGGAACGUGUACAUAGGACCACGCCAUGAUCCGUUAAUAGAAGUAGGGAUAUUGUACCACAAACUGUUCCAUAUAAAUAUCUGUCUCUUAUUUAUUUCAAGACACUAAUAUUUAUUGAUCAGUGACGAGUAGUAAGUUAAUAGACAUACCUCUGAUGUGGUUUAUUGGUAGAAGGCUGUCUCUCCACCGUCGACGUGUGACAUUCCAUAUGUCCAGUGUGUUUGAAUGUUCAUGUAUAUAUGUUUGGUCCUGGACACACACUAUUGAAGGAAGAACCACCUUUAUCUCUGGUCAUGCAUGUUUCGUUUAUUUCGUCAUGUGUGUUUUGGUGAGAACCUGACAGCGAAGAGACCGUGUGUUGCUAUAGCUACGCUGGGUCGCCACUGUGUUUACUCGUUUCUUACUUUUUUAUACCUUAUUACCGGCAUCAAAACAAUUUUGUUUUGAAUUGAUCAGAUGCAAAUAAAAACAUGUUGCAAAA
This is a messenger RNA of Haliotis rufescens (red abalone), 5412 nucleotides long. RefSeq names its product SCO-spondin-like. Gene Ontology annotation, cellular component: extracellular region. The record is from RefSeq and is a predicted model, not a curated record. Gene Ontology annotation, molecular function: chitin binding. Bases 104 to 4846 code for a protein of 1580 amino acids. The transcript is spliced from 24 exons. NCBI's taxonomy places the organism in Eukaryota, Metazoa, Mollusca, Gastropoda, Lepetellida, Haliotidae.